Molecule: messenger RNA, 2483 nt
Organism: Ostrinia nubilalis (European corn borer)
Lineage: Eukaryota; Metazoa; Arthropoda; Insecta; Lepidoptera; Crambidae
Gene: gsb
Product: protein gooseberry
Exons: 6
Coding region: 346-1764 (472 amino acids)
Biological process (GO): anatomical structure development; regulation of transcription by RNA polymerase II
Molecular function (GO): RNA polymerase II cis-regulatory region sequence-specific DNA binding; DNA-binding transcription factor activity, RNA polymerase II-specific
Source: RefSeq, a predicted model, not a curated record
ACUAGUGACAGCAGUCGAGUGUGGGAAAGAGACAAGUGAUCAGCCGAACCAGCCUCGAAGGCUGCGGAGGCGGCCAGUUUGACCAUUUUUUGUUGGACCGCUGAUUGUGAAAGAUUACACUUGAGAGUCGAAAUACAUCUUUACAUCACACGUCAGUGGCCACUGAGCUGUCUUCAAAGUAACACGGAUUAGACACACGCAGUUUUCUUUGCGUCAUUAUGUCUGCGUGUGCGCUGUGAUAGUGAAAGACUGAUAUAGUGAUCUCCUAGGACUUUUGUAUGUGUUCGGACUGAUUCGGUGCUCGGAGAGGCUUGUUUUCCAAGAUUUGUUUCAACUCUAUCGUCGAUGGCGGUUUCAACUUUGAACAUGACGCCGUAUUUCACAGGGUACUCCUUUCAAGGUCAAGGUCGCAUGAACCAGUUGGGAGGGGUGUUCAUAAACGGACGGCCCUUGCCGAACCACAUCAGGCUGAAGAUCGUGGAGAUGGCAGCGGCUGGAGUCAGGCCCUGCGUCAUCUCGAGGCAGCUGCGAGUCUCCCACGGCUGUGUCUCCAAGAUCCUGAAUAGAUACCAGGAAACUGGAUCCAUCCGGCCAGGGGUGAUCGGAGGAUCAAAGCCGAGGGUGGCCACGCCCGAAGUAGAGAACAGGAUUGAAGAGCUCAAGAGACAAAACCCAGGUAUAUUUUCCUGGGAAAUUAGAGAUAAACUAAUAAAAGAAGGCAUCUGUGAUAAAAACACCGCCCCGUCAGUCAGUUCCAUUUCGAGACUUAUUCGAGGAGGCAAACGUGACGAAUCAGAUCCUAGAAGAAAUCACAGCAUUGAUGGUAUUCUAGGUCCAUCGUCUUGCGAAGAUUCUGAUACGGAAUCGGAGCCUGGAAUUACGUUGAAGAGGAAGCAGAGGCGAUCAAGGACAACCUUUUCUGGAGACCAAUUGGAAGCCUUAGAACGCGCAUUCACAAGGACGCAAUACCCUGACGUGUACACAAGGGAAGAGCUAGCACAGAAGACGAAGCUCACCGAAGCCCGAGUGCAGGUCUGGUUUUCAAACCGAAGAGCCCGCCUUCGAAAACAGCUGAACUCUCAACAACUAAGUGCCUUCAACACCAUGUCCUUACAAUCCGCCUUCCCUGCCGUCCACCAACAGUACGAGCCUCCGUCCUCCUUCAACGCUCAAUGCGCAAGUUGGCAGCAAUCGUACUCUUCUGCAUUGGGAACUAGUUCUGUCCUCAAUUCUGCUCUAGCGCCGUCUCUACAUCAAUCUGCUUUGACUGCUCCUGUUUGCCAGUCGGCUCUGGCCGCAUCAUCUCUGCAUCCACCAACAUCCAGUUCCUUUGCUUCAGGAAACCUGACUCCCUUAUCUCAUUCUUCGGAACUACCGAGUUCGUUGCAACCACCUGCUGACACUACCCCUCCCAGCUCGAGUCCUACCACAACAAGUCCGUCAGCGAAUCAAAGCGGAGGACUCACCUACCAGCAUUCGACGUACCCGAAUCCCAGUGACGUGGUGCCCCAUCCCUAUGGGUACGCAGACUAUUCAAAACAAGAACAUGCCAUGUCGGCCCACAACCACUGGACCGCCAGGCAACUAAGCGGACCGCCUCAAAACAAAUUGGCCGAAGUCGGAGCGUGGCCCGAAAAUUAUAGUUCAUUUUUCGGCACGAACGCGUCGCACUACGCAUCGCACGCGCACUCGCCGACGGAGGCCAAGUCUGGCUACCCAUACUUAGGCCAACUUGGCGGCAUGGACAUGGGCAGAGUACAUUAGAUAUUUUAUACAUUUUACUACGUAUUGCUGCAAUAAUAUCAUAUUUAUACAAUGUAUCAAUCACAAAACAUAUCACCCGUGCCUUUUCCACUCAAAAUUUUAAGUACAAAACUUACAUUUACAUUUAUAAAAGCGUACAUUUAUAUGUUGUGUAUUGUAUUAAAGUAUAGACUAAAUUAGUCUUAUUUGUAUUAUAGAGCUUUAUUUAGAGUGAUGUAUAGAAAUAAUUAAAUUAAUUUUGUCGUUGUUAACGUUCCUGUAUUUUAUAAUAUUGCAACCAAUGUCGCGUUGGUUCUCAUACUAAUAUUACCUAAGUAGUUUCAAAGUUGUUAUUAGUAUAAGUUGUUGAUAUUGUAUGUAGAGCGAUAUAAUAACUAAGUUACUAUUUACUACUUGUAUAUUUAAAAUUAAAAUAUGUUUUCUCUAAAAAUGUAUAACUAACGUAGGUAUACAUUUUUUGAAUCUUUUUACUGUCCCUUUAAAAAUACUAUACUUACAGAUUCAUUUACUUUUCGGUCGUCAAAAAGUCAUCUUUUAAUAUUCUAUUAUUUUGACGAUUGAUUCACUUGAGCUUACUAUAAAUGCCUUAAAAUAAAUGUGAUUAAAUUAAAUUGUAUUUAUUUAAGAUAAUUUGUAUAUCCUAGUGCUAGCCUUAGUGUUAUUAUAAGCACCUUUGUAAAAUAGCUGUGUAUACCCAAAAUAAAUGAAUCCUAAUAAAA